AUGUAUCGCCGGGAUUUCGCCAUUGUGGUGCUGUCCGCGAGUGCCCUGUACUUCUCCCUCCAGCGCGAGGGGUCCUUCCACUUCCAAAAAGCAUGGUACCACACCUUCGAGGACGCAUCAGACCUGUUUGCUGCUGCUCCCUACCCCUCCCCCAAGCCUCUCGCGGUGGACCUCAAUGGCGAUGGCAAGCCUGAAGUGCUCGUGGCUGCUCCCAAUGGCCAGGUCCAGCUGCUCGCCCCAGCACGGCCCGGGGAUGGGUUUGCACGCGUUCGGGUCCUCUCCGCGGCGGAGGUCGAGCCCGACAACAACAUGCCGCUGCUGGCGCUUGCGACGGGGUACCUGACCCCCGAGCCCAAGGAGUUGGUGAGGGCCCCACGCAAGCAGGUGGUGGUCCUGCUGACCAGCAGCCUCACGCUGCACUGCCUGGACCACAACCUGCGCCCGCUGUGGAGCCAGCGGCUGGCGCCCAGCUUCCCGGCGCGCGCCACGCACGGCGAGGUGGCCCUGCACGUCUCCCACCACUCCGUGUCCAAGGGGGACCGGGGCCUGGUCGUGCUGGGGGCGGGCGUCACCCAUGCCGCUGCUGCGGGGCGCAAGCUCCGAGAUGGCGCACUGGAGGAGGCAUUGCUCGGGGAGGGGCUGGAACGCAUCAAUCGCGGGUUUGGAAAGGACGGCGCCGCAUCUUCCGAGGAUGGCAGCAAGGACGUUCUCCACAAUCUGAGUGCUGCGCCGCGCCAGUUCAACUACUUUGCUUUUGAGGGUGGCAAGGGCGAGCUCAGAUGGAAGCAUGAGGCGUCGGACUUCAAGCGAGAUCUGGGUGCCCUGCAGGACGGACUGUCCGACAGGUUCUCCUUCCAUGUCACGGCAGAGCAGGGCAGCUGGGACACGGCGCUGCACCUGGCCCACUUCCAGAGGCAGAAGCGGGGGAAGGGGGAGCAGAAGGCUGACCUGGCGCGCCUCGCCCGCGAGGACGGCGGGGCCGGAAGCUUCCCGGCCCAGCGGACCGGCCUCAAGCUGGGUGGGUCGCCGCCCAACGCCCUGGCCGGGCUCCUGCGUGGGAGGAAGGCUGGGGAGGAGGUGUCCCCCAAUGUUCUCGUCGCCCACCUCAGGGAGGGCAUCGAGGUGGUCCACCUCUUCUCUGGCCGCGUGGUGUGCCGCCUGCACCUGCCCUCCCCCGGGCUGCACAUCGACGUGAACGGCGACGGGGUGCCAGACCACAUCGUGGCACGAGGCGGCGAUCCACUGGAGGAUGUCGACGAAGACGAGUCCAGCGCCGGCCACACGCACCUGGGGCCCUGCAGCGCGGUGGCCCGCACCGGCAUCCCGGCUCGCGCCCCGCUCUUCAACGCCACCAUCUGCGACGCCGUGCCGCACGCCCGCCUCGCCCGCGCCUCUCAGGGGCGUGUGGAGGUGGCGCAGCCCAUGGCCCUCCCCCUGCCCGGCCCCGACGGCGAGUACCCGGAGCCGAUCCGGCAGCGCCACAUGACAGUGUACCUGCACAGCCAGGGCGAGGUCACAGCCCUGGAUGCGGAGGGGGACCUACUGUGGAAGGAGACGGUGGAUGCGACGUGGACGGGCAUUGGCCCCUUUGACCCCGAGGAGGACGAAGGAGAAGUGCCCACGCUGCGACCCCUGCCCCUGCACACGCAUGGACUCCCCACCGCCAUCCUUGCAGCCGGCACACUUCAUGGCUAUGUGCUGGACAUGGAUGGUCGGGUGCUCGACAGCAUGGUCCUGCCAUCGGUGCCGGCGCAGCCCCUGCUCGUGGCCGACUGGAACUUCGAUGGGCUGAAUGACAUCAUGCUGCUGGGCCACCACGGCGUCUUCGGCUGGGCCCAGGUGCGGAGGCCAGGCGCACUGUCCUUUGCGACGCUGGUGGCGGCCCUCAUCGUCAUCAUGGUGGGCGUGUUUGUCUCCCAGGCGCGCGAGGAGGGGCCCAGCACCAAGGCCCAUCGUCCCCGAGGGCGCAGCACCGACCAGGCGGCAUGA
Messenger RNA from Auxenochlorella protothecoides, 1989 nucleotides. RefSeq lists its product as hypothetical. NCBI's taxonomy places the organism in Eukaryota, Viridiplantae, Chlorophyta, Trebouxiophyceae, Chlorellales, Chlorellaceae. The coding region runs from base 1 to 1989 and encodes 662 amino acids. The transcript is spliced from 13 exons. The record is from RefSeq and is a predicted model, not a curated record.